Molecule: messenger RNA, 332 nt
Organism: Lasiosphaeria miniovina
Lineage: Eukaryota; Fungi; Ascomycota; Sordariomycetes; Sordariales; Lasiosphaeriaceae
Exons: 1
Coding region: 82-273 (63 amino acids)
Source: RefSeq, a predicted model, not a curated record
CAGCAGUGGGGGUUCUGCCAGCAGCGGGUUCACAAGGAAUGUCCAGCGCGCGGCCUCGCAGUUGAAUGUCUAUUUCUGGACAUGGGGGCGAAAGAGGGUUUACAUCCCAUGCCGAGCAAACCCUCGCCGUCCCAAGUUGGCCCGGCAUGCAUCGCCAGGGGACCAGAAGUAUUGGCAGCGCCGAAUCAGUCCGUAGCCUACCACGAUUACCCGGUGAAACAGAAUGCCCCAAAGUCCAAAACAAUUGACUGUGAGGGUGGGCCAGACAUUUGAGGUGAUUGAUGACGACAAUUGGGCCAAGUGGAUAGAGAAGGCAUUUAGACGAAGACGAU